Messenger RNA from Microthlaspi erraticum, 3063 nucleotides. The record is from the annotation of a GenBank genome assembly. Lineage: Eukaryota; Viridiplantae; Streptophyta; Magnoliopsida; Brassicales; Brassicaceae.
AUGGACCGACGAAGCUGGCCAUGGAAGAAGAAAUCAUCUGAUAAAGCAACAACCUUAGUUCUUGAAUCUGCAGCUGAUACUUCUCAGGCUCAAUCUCAAGUUGAAAAGGAAGCCGUUAAGAAGCCAAAGUAUGUACAAAUCUCUGUGGAGCAGUAUACACAUCUCACUGGUCUCGAGGAGCAAAUCAAGACAUACGAUGUUCAAAUCAAGUCCUACGAGAGUCAAGUUGAAGCUUAUGAGGAGCAAGUCAAGAGCUUUGAGGAACAGAUUGAAGCCUAUGAUGAGAAGGUUCAGAGUUAUGCUGAACAAUUGGAGAGACUUAACGAGGAUAACGAGGAGCUGAAUGAGAAACUCUCCGCUGCGAACGAGGAGAUCACUACCAAAGAGAGCUUGGUGAAGCAACACUCCAAGGUCGCUGAAGAUGCUGUUGCAGGUUGGGAGAAAGCUGACGCUGAGGCUUUGACGUUAAAGAACACUCUGGAGUCUGUUACUCUCUCCAAACUCACAGCUGAAGACCGUGCGGCGCAUUUGGACGGUGCGUUGAAAGAGUGUAUGAGGCAGAUAAGGAACUUGAAGAAAGACCAUGAAGUGAAACUGCAUGAUCUUGCUCUAACCAAGACCAAGCAAAUCGAGAAGCUAACAAUGGAGUUUGAGAAGAGGAUCUCUGACUACGAACAGGAGCUGCUAAGGUCUGCAGCGGAUAGCGAUGCACUGUCAAGAACGUUACAAGAACGGUCCAACAUGCUAGUGAAGAUCAGCGAGGAGAAGUCAAGAGGUGAUGCUGAAAUAGAGACGUUAAAGAGUAACCUAGAGAUGUGUGAUAGGGAGAUAAAGUCUCUCAAGUAUGAAGUCCAUGUAGUGACUAAAGAGCUGGAGAUACGUAAUGAAGAGAAGAACAUGUGUAUUAGAUCUGCAGAUUCUGCCAACAAGCAACACUUGGAAGGGGUUAAGAAGAUAACCAAGUUGGAAGCAGAAUGUCAGAGACUAAGAAGUCUUGUGAGAAAGAAGCUGCCAGGACCAGCUGCACUUGCUCAGAUGAAGCUUGAGGUUGAGAAUUUAGGCGGUGAUUCCCGGCUAAAGAGAUCUCCGAGCAAGGUUUCUAGUCCGAGCAAGUCGCCGAGGGGAUAUUCAUCUUCUGGUUCCGACUUCUCUCUUGAUAGUUCGCAGAAGUUUCAAAAGGAUAAUGAGUUUCUAACAGAACGUUUACUUGCCAUGGAAGAAGAGACGAAAAUGCUGAAAGAAGCCUUGGCUAAGCGGAAUAGCGAGUUGCUUGAGUCACGGAACCUUUGCGCUCAGAGCACUAGUAAGCUUCAGAGUUUGGAAGCUCAACUGCAGCAGAGUAACUCUCAGAAGUCCUCACUUGAAGUGUGUCCAAAUCUGAAUACAAGCAAUCCAUCUAGUUCAGUCUCUGUCUCUGAAGAUGGGAAUGAUGAUUCUGGGAGUUUCAGUGGAUCUUUGUCAACAACUCCAUCACAACAGACCAAGAAAGAGAAGGAGACAGCGGCGGCGUUGGAGAGAGUUGAAAGUGUUAGCAGUCAUGUGGAGCUUAUGGAUGAUUUUCUUGAAAUGGAGAAGUUAGCUUGUUUGCCAAAUCAAAUUGGUAGUAUGGAUUCUAAAGGUUGUUCGGAACUUGUGAAUGUUGAGGAGUCUGGUGGAGGUAGUUCGGAAGUGAUUGAAUUCAGAUCAAGAUUAUCAAAGGUUCUUGAAUCUGUAUCUGCCAAUGCUGACUUAGGAAAGAUUGUGGAGGAUGUUAAAACCAUUUUGCAAGAUGUGACUGGUUCUAUGGACCAGGACAAGCCUUCUGAAGAAGUAUGUCAAGAUCAAAACUUGUUGGAGGAUUGUCAUUUGGCAGAACAAAAGCUGCAGAGCGUCCACCAAGAUUUGAAAAAUGCGGUUUCUCGGAUUCAUGAUUUUGUCUUGUUGCUGAGAAAAGAGGUAAGGGCAGGUGAGGACACUGCUAUUGAGGGCAAUGGUUUUGUUGAACUGAUUGAAGGCUUCUCCGUUACCUUCAACCAUGUUUUAAGCGGUGAAAGAAAUUUGGAUAGUUUUGUUUUGGAUCUUGCUAAUGUCUUCAACGAGGCCAUGGAGCUGAAGGUAACUUUCAAGGGUCUUGCUUCCUCCGAGGUUGAAAUUGUGAGUCCAGAUUGCAUAGACAAGGUUGCAUUACCGGAGAGCAAGGUUGUAGAUAAAGAUUCAUCUAAAGAAAUAUAUCAAAAUGGAUGUGUCCACAACGAGCCUGAGGUCCCUUGUGAUGGAAACAGAGGUUUGGAGUAUGAAUCAGACGCCAAGUUACAGGAAAUUCAAGAACUGAAAUCAGAGAAAGAAAAGAUGGCAGUUGAUAUCGAGGAGCUGAAGUUUCAGUUACAAGAAUCUGAGCAGCUGUUGGCUGACAUUAGAUCUCAGUUGGAUUCUGCUCAGAGGUCAAGCAGCUUGGCGGAUACACAGCUCAGAUGUAUGACUGAGUCAUAUAGAUCACUUGAAACACGUGCAGCUGAUUUGGAGAUCGAUGUGAACCAGCUUAAGGAAAAGAUAGAGAGUUUGGAGAAUGAGCUUGAAGAUGAAAAACGCAACCACAAAGAAGCUAUUGUGAGGUGUCAUGAGCUCGAAGAACAUAUUCAAAGAAACACUUCUUUGGUUGCUGAGGAUGAGGAAGAAGGUGAUAUCAAGACCAAACAGGAGAGAGAUUUAGCAUCAGCAGCAGAGAAGUUAGCAGAGUGUCAAGAAACCAUAUUUGUGUUGGGGAAGCAGCUGAAGUCACUACGGCCACAACCUGAACAAAUAAGGCCGCCACAUAGACAGAGUGAGUCCUAUUCUGAGGAUGAACUAGGCACCAAGAACUAUGCCGUAGACGAAGGAGAUUCAACUGAGAAUUGGGUUAACGAGGUCCCUAGGUUUAUGGAAUCUCCAAAAUGCACUUCUGACUCAGAGACUAGCGAUGUGGUGACAUCACCAUCACGAGGAGGUUCAAGGCUCUCAAGGUCAGGCUCAUCUGGAAAUCCAACACCGGAGAAACACUCCAGAGGAAUCAGCAGGUUCUUCUCCUCCUCCAAAGCAGGGUAUUAG